UUCUGCAAACGGAAGGGGAUGAACAGGAAGCGCAAGGGCUGCGCACACAGAGGGGGAAACUGCUGGCAGUGUUGAUUUUGCUAAAUGUAUUUAUUCACCCCGUCUCCUUUCCGCCUGUGUUAAGGAUUUUUGUUAUCUAUGUAAAUGUCCCUUUAGUUUAUUGGCGCCACCGUCAGUACUUCCUCUACAGUAAGCAUAUUAUCAAACUAGUGACUCUUGACUGUCUCCAGCCUGCCACAGAACUUCCCGUCACUGAGAAGAACGCAGACGGAAAGAGCGAGCAGCUGAAAAUGAAACAUAGGGGUUGUCAAUGAUAAUACAGUUCAAUCUACACGGAGACCAGAAUAGACAAGUCGAUAUCACUGUCCUCUUUCAGUCGACUAGACGGGUCUCGACUGGCUUGCUUACCAACCUGCGUUGUAUUCCUUGUUGAAUACCCAGCUGCAGCUUGCCCAACUGUCGCCGAGACUCGAGCCAACCACUGGUGGGGGGUUUAAUGGGAGCCUUGUUUCGAUAGAACUCUCUUCUCCACUCCCCGACGGACCCUCGCUCGAAUCAGACUCGGGCGCUGUCUUCCCCGGUGGGUGCCGGUUUUUGCUCAGUCUGACUGGGGAAGGAGGGCGAUCCCCCCAGCCUUGACUGUCGCUCUGGCCGACCCUAGUGGAGCCUAAUAUGGCAGGAAAUCUGAAGAAAGGCGGAGGACUGAUCGGGAUGAUGAAGGACGCGUUUCAGCCCCAUCACCACCUCCAUUCCAAUCACCAACCAGGGGCCGUGGACAAAAAGACGGUGGAGAAAUGUUGGAAACUAAUGGACAAGGUGGUGCGACUGUGCCAGAACCCCAAGCUGGCCCUGAAGAACAGCCCACCUUACAUCCUGGACCUGCUGCCAGACACCUACCAGCACCUCCGCACCAUCCUGUCCCGCUACGAGGGCAAGAUGGAGGCGCUGGGCGACAACGAGUAUUUCCGCGUCUUCAUGGAGAACCUGACCAAGAAGACCAAGCAGACCAUCAGCCUGUUCAAGGAAGGCAAGGAGCGCAUGUACGAGGAGAACUCGCAGCCCAGACGGAACCUGACCAAGUUGUCUCUGAUCUUCAGUCACAUGCUGGCCGAGCUCAAAGCCAUCUUCCCCAAUGGCCUGUUCCAGGGGGAUAACUUCAGAAUCACCAAGGCUGACGCCGCCGAGUUCUGGAGAAGAUCGUUUGGGGACAAGACUAUAGUGCCUUGGAAGGUGUUCCGGCAGGCACUGCACGAGUUCCACCCAAUCAGCUCGGGCCUGGAAGCCAUGGCCCUCAAGUCCACCAUCGACCUCGCCUGCAACGACUACAUCUCAGUCUUCGAGUUUGACAUCUUCACCAGGCUCUUCCAGCCUUGGUCGUCUCUGCUGAGGAACUGGAAUAGCCUAGCGGUGACUCACCCUGGCUACAUGGCCUUCCUCACCUACGAUGAGGUCAAGGCCCGGCUGCAGAAGUUCAUCCACAAGCCUGGCAGCUACAUCUUCAGGCUGAGCUGCACGCGGCUGGGCCAGUGGGCCAUCGGCUACGUCACUGCAGAUGGGAACAUCCUGCAGACCAUCCCCCACAACAAGCCCCUCUUCCAGGCCCUCAUCGACGGCUUCCGGGAAGGAUUCUACCUGUUCCCUGACGGGCGCAGCCAGAACCCAGACCUCACAGGACUGUGUGAACCCUCGCCACAAGACCAUAUCAAAGUCACACAGGAGCAAUAUGAGCUGUACUGUGAGAUGGGCUCCACCUUCCAGCUGUGUAAGAUCUGUGCGGAGAACGACAAGGACGUGAAGAUCGAGCCCUGUGGUCACCUCAUGUGUACCUCCUGUCUCACCGCCUGGCAGGAGUCGGAGGGUCAGGGCUGCCCGUUCUGCCGCUGUGAGAUCAAGGGCACGGAGCCCAUCGUGGUUGACCCCUUUGACCCCAAGGACCCCAUAGGGGGCUCCUACGGGGGCUGCAGGGGCAUGUUCGGGGCGGAGGGCGCCCCGUCGCCCAGCUACGACGAUGACGAAGAUGACCGGCUGGAAGACCCCCACCUCAUGAUGAGCAAGCUGGCCUGUUCCAAGGUGGAGCGGCCCCCCUCGCCCAUGUCCCUGGCGCCCCAGUCCUCCCUGCCCCCCGUGCCCCCCCGCCUUGACCUCCUGCAUCACCGACCGCCCAACCCCCCAGGAGCAUCCAGCCCAGGGGCCACAUCCAAGGCAUCCUCCCACCACAAGGACAAGCCUCUCCCCCUGCCCCCAGCCCUGAGGAACCUGCCGCCCCCUCCUCCCCCAGACAGACCUCUCUCUGCCGGGCCUGACGGGUGGCUCGGCAGACGGCCACUACCCUGCACCCCCCUGGGGGAGCUCAAGCUUCCCCCUGCCCCGCCCAACCGCAACCUGGCCGACUGGAACCCCAGGCCAGUGCCCAAGGCCCCCGGACAGCCACCCGGUGUGGGAGACACGCGGGGGGUCCGGGAGCUCUCCAACAGACACUCCCUCCCCCUGGCCCUACCCUCAGCCCUAGACGGAUGCACGGACGGACAGAAGAACAACAGCUCGCUCAGUCUGGACCAUCAGCUGGUGAAGGGAGUCCAGAGUUUUGCAGGCACGGCAUCUGGCAGUCAGGAGUACGACAACCCCAAAGUGAAGCCUUCUGCCUCGGCCAAUGCCAUCUACGCUCUGGCAACAAGACCCCAUCCAGGUCUGAAGCCUGUGGCUGGGGAGGAGGCCUAUGAGAGUGACGAGGAGUCCGACUACAUGAUCCCCACGUCUCGGCCCGUCCUGGCCCCCAUCGCAGCCCCCCUUGUGGUGGCAGAGACCCCAGUCCCCAAACCCCCCCAGGCCAGCUCUCUUAACUCAUGGCCCAUGCUGAAUGACCUGGAUGAAGGACCUCAAAUGUAUAACGCCCAGGCCCUCACAGCCUCCCUGCCUCACCUGGCCAGAGACUCUGAUUGCUCUGAGCUGCCCCCCCUGGCCAGUACCAAUGGCCCCAUCUGGGAGUCCCCCUGCCCGGUCCGGGAGCCCCCCGAGGAGGUAGAGGAGGAGAAUGGCUACGACAUCCCUAAACCAGUGUUUGCCGUGGCCCGACGCACCCUCUCCGAGCUGGGGGCCGCCGCCUUCAGCCGUCUCUCCAUGGACAGCGAGCCCGGAGCGUCCACCUCCUUCUCAGAGUCCAGCGACGCCCCAGAGCGGCCUCCCAAGCCCCUCCCCCGCCGCAUCAACUCAGAGCGCCGGCCCAGCCCCAUACCUCCUGGAUUAGGCACUGGAGGAGGAAAAGGAGGUGGAGGAGUAGCCAACCCCCAGAUUACCAGCGAGAUCGAGCAUCUCAUGAGCCAGGGCUACACAUACCAGGACAUCCAGAAAGCCCUGAUGAUUGCACAGAACAAUAUGGAGAUGGCCAAGAAUAUCCUGCGCGAGUUUGUCUCCAUUCCCUCCACGGCGCACAUUCUUACAUAGUACCUCCUCUGCUCCAGCUCAGCCCAAAGCCCAUCGCCUACGGUACUAGCGCUUCAGUGCUAACUGGAGCCCCUGCAGUCUCAUCUCCAGCACCCUCUCAAAGCUAGCUCACUGCUAACUGUGUGUGACUCCGAGCCCUGCACUCCACGCGUGUCCGGACGCCUUUUGUAAUGUGCUGCAGGGCCGCUCUUCAUAUCCCAUGGGGUGAAGUGGUGAUGAAGGCUCAUCCCGCAACCGAAGCUUCGACGGUCUUUCUCAGUCGUUUUCGUGUCCUCUCGAGGCCUCUCUACCGAAAUGUAAUCGACACCUCGCAAAAAAAAAAAACAUGUACGUGUGUCUAUAUAAGAAUUUAAUAUAUAACAAAAUAUAUAUUAAAUGUGUAUAAUGUAUACAUAUAUAUAUUUCCAAUGAGUUCCGCUUCGAAGGUCAUUUUUUUCCUUCAUGUUAAGGAUAGAUUGCAGAGGACAAAGAUAGUGGUUCUUUGAGACUGCUCUGAGGGAGAGAGCACCCUUCUAUAGUCCCCAGCCCUCUGAGUAGAGAGACGGAUUUGGUUUAGCAUUCAGAAGCAGGCGUUUCCUAGACUCACAGCAGAACAUUUGGCAACAUGUCAAAAAUGGCCUUUAAUGAUAUUGCUUCGAUACCUUUUGGGGAAAUUAAUCUGUGUGUUGUUGUUUGCCUCACAGUAGCAUGAUGUUAGUGUUAAAGGUCUGGACUGUCGUCUCCAGUUAUGUGGGGGGGGGGUUGUUUUCAAGUGAUCUACAGCUAUGGGAAAGGUUAACCCACAGGGUAUGUGUCUUUGUCUGGGAAGUGUGUUAGGUGUGUCUGACCAUUAACUUGGCUAGUAGGGUAGGGACGCGUGAUGGCUGACCUAGCUCACGAUUGACAAUUUCACUUAACCCCAGUGAAAAGCAAAGCUGUGUUUGACUGUGUUAUUAGCUAUAUGCAUCAUUUUCUACUGUGGGUAGUAUUAUUUCCUACAUCUAACCACCCCUAAUCACCUUGUCAGUGAUUUUGAUGACAAAACUGGGACUGGGAAGCCUGUGUUUAGUUUUUUCAGUAAGACGGUUUUUAGAGGCAGUCCUGGAUCCACUGUUAAGCCAUGCAAAUGUGUGAUACGAACUUCGAAUGACUUUGUCUGUGUUAGCACAGUGGGGGGGGGGGGGUUCUCUCUCUCUCUCUCUCCCAUUCUGUCAGAUCUAAUCAAUCGAAGCCAUCUGGGAGGUCCCGAUUGGACAAUGACCCAAUCCCUCUACUAUUCCUGUGCAAAAUGAAUGUGGAAUGAAUCGUUCUUCCUUAAAUGUAGUGCUCUUUCUAAACACACUUCUCUCUACCAAUCGUCUGAAUGGGAGGGGCAAAGUGUACUGAAAUCUAAUGGUGAGAGAAAAAGGAUUGACAGAUUCUAUUAAAGGCCCAGUCCCGGGCCAAGAUUUGAUGAUGCAUUGAAAACAGCUCAGACAUGAGGAGAGCUUCGUCCGAGACGUAUACCGAAGCUGUUCAGCAUUGUGGGGAAAAAAUGUGUUGUCCGUUACUUUAAUAAUAUAUUAUUAUUAUAAUGAUCGUUAUUGUUAUUAUUAAUUCAGAAGUGCUUUACUGCUGCUACUAUUGUUAGUGCUAUACAAUUAAGCCUUAAAUGUACAUUUGUGAAUAUUGUUGUUUAACCUCUCUUUUUUAAAGUGACAGUAUCUAAUUUGUAAUCUUUAUUUGGUGAUGUAGCAUACUUGAAAUUGCAAGCAGCUUGGGUUGUGCAAAUCAAGCUGACUUCAGUUGGUUUCCCAUCUUUAGGAUAGUGUUGGACUGGAUAGCCUUUAGAGGAAUUAAGAUGACAUCAUAAAUGGCACUGUCAGCAUAUUGACCUAAGUGGUAGCAUCGGCAAAACGAACAAUGUGAUUGAUGAAAAGGAACAGUGUCAUAACUCAAUCAGACGUCCACUUUAAAGGGGAGUACAUCUAAUCUAGAUGAAAUUGGGAGUUGUGCGAGCGUUGUCAUUAAGGAUCAGCUUAAUUGCACAGCUGCAAAAAGCCCAGUAGCUUAGUGAACAAGGACAUGUUGAGACGCACGCCCAAAAUGUUGACGAGUUGCAGCCCAUAAAGGAACGGGAAAGAAAGUUGCACAUUCUAUACAACUCUUAUUUAUUUUCGUAAACCCUUUCGGUCACACAGUGACAGGGUUAUAAAGAGUGUAUUACUUCAUUUCUCCUAUAGAGAUAUUACAACCAUUGUUUGGGUCAACGCAACAGCAGGGUUUGUGGACCAGUUGGGAAAGUGGACAUUUUGUUCUAUGUUUUCGAUUGUUAAACACUUCCUGGUUGAAAGAGGACAAACACAUCUUCAUCUGUAACUAGGGUUGCAGAAUUCCUGAAAUGUUCCCAAAAUUCCCAGGUUUCCCAGAAAUCCCAGUUGGAGGAUUCCUAAGUUUUAGGAUUCCCUCCCUGCUUAUUACCUCCUGAUUCCAGGACAACCUGGGAAUUGUGGGAAUAUUUCUUGAAUUUUGCAAUCCGAUCUGUAACUCAGGAAUACCAUUUGUACAAGACAAGUGACUUUUCACAUGGACUGUUCCGACUAGUCUUGACUCAAUAAUGAGUUGACAACACAUUGUUAAACUAACCAAUGCACUCAUUGAAUACAGUAGGUGCAUCAUGUUCCUGUGUGUCUAAAUGAUAGGUCUUCAUUCACUUUUGAGUUUUCCGAUUCAGUGGUUAUAGGGCCUUCAGAGUUUCAACGCAGUCGACAAACUUCUAUUUUUGGGGAGGCCAUACCGAUGAAUAUUCGAAAUCCACACGUAUUGAAUUGACAAAAGUAGCCUAUUAAUAAUUGUCAUUAUAAAGUGCACACCAUCUUGUGCUGACUGCUAUUACAUUGUUGGUUAAAAUGUAAAAAUUGCACUGGCUCAAAUCCCCAGACUUUUCUCUCCAGGACAGGUACUAUUGAGGUACAUUGGCUUCACCCCUAAAGGUAGAGAAGCUCAUUUAAUGGGAUUGCCGCCAGGGCUGUAGAAUCAUCGUAUAGGCUAGCUUCUCAACUGUAUCUCACAGUCUCCAGACUGGAAGAGGUUUGUGGUGUCCUUAGUUUAUUUUUCUUCUGUUAUUAGUUGCCUUGAGCAAAACGUUGACGUAACUUUUGAAUGCACCAUGUUCAAUAGGGAUUGUGAGGUUUCAGAACAGAAUCGCUUUUCCUUUCAUCUUGAUUACUGUACUGAUUCUUGUCUAUGUAUGAACAUGUAUGUAUGUAUGUAUGUAUGUACAGUGUCUUCAGAAAGUAUUCAUACCCCUUGACUUAUUCCAU
Molecule: messenger RNA, 6722 nt
Organism: Coregonus clupeaformis (lake whitefish)
Lineage: Eukaryota; Metazoa; Chordata; Actinopteri; Salmoniformes; Salmonidae
Product: E3 ubiquitin-protein ligase CBL-like
Exons: 16
Coding region: 673-3441 (922 amino acids)
Biological process (GO): negative regulation of epidermal growth factor-activated receptor activity; cell surface receptor signaling pathway
Cellular component (GO): plasma membrane; membrane raft
Molecular function (GO): SH3 domain binding; receptor tyrosine kinase binding; calcium ion binding
Source: RefSeq, a predicted model, not a curated record